AUGGGAAAGGAAAAGACUCACAUCAACAUCGUUGUCAUCGGACACGUCGACUCUGGCAAGUCCACCACCACCGGUCACCUGAUUUACAAAUGUGGUGGAAUUGAUAAGAGGACCAUUGAGAAGUUUGAGAAGGAAGCUGCUGAGGUGCGUUUGACUCUGGAAGCAGUUGUCAGUUUUCAAUUUUAAAUGGGUGCAGAAAGACAGCUUUACGAGAUACAUUUUUUUCCACUGUAAAGCUGACAUUAACUUUUGAAUUUAUGUAGCGUUUGCUAUAUUGGAAGGAUCCCGUGAAGUUAAUUCCUUUGAGGUGUGGGCAGCUUGUGUCUUAUUCCUAGUUUGUGUUGAAACAACUGUUUCCAUAGAACUGCUAAAUUCUAUGAAAUUCUUGCAGAAGAAACUAGGUGAUAAAAGUUUGAACAGUUCAUAUUGCAUAUAUUAGGUAAUGGUGGAUUAGCAUGUCAGUGGGUUAAGUAAGCAAAGUAGGUGUGGAAUCUUUCACUGCUUCUGCCAAGUGCAAUUUGCUAAACAUAGCUUGUAUAUUAUAUUUCAGAGCAUGGAAGUGUGCUAUCUUUAGAAACAGAUUCAGUUAAUGUGUUCAUUACUGUAUGUUUAGUGCAAGAGACAUUCAUGCCAUUUUUCUCCCCCUUUAAAUAGAUGGGUAAGGGCUCCUUCAAGUACGCCUGGGUGUUGGACAAGCUGAAGGCAGAACGUGAACGUGGUAUCACCAUUGAUAUUUCUCUUUGGAAAUUUGAAACAAGCAAAUACUACGUCACUAUCAUUGAUGCCCCUGGACACAGAGACUUCAUCAAAAACAUGAUUACUGGUACCUCCCAGGUGAGCAAACAGUUUUACCAUUUUGGCUAUAAUAAAAAGUAAAUACUGUAUGAUGAUUAAAACAGUAUAAAUAAAUGAUUACAUAUUUUUCCUAAAGGCCGACUGUGCUGUCCUGAUUGUUGCGGCUGGUGUUGGUGAAUUUGAAGCAGGUAUCUCCAAGAACGGGCAGACCCGUGAGCAUGCCCUUCUGGCAUAUACACUGGGUGUAAAACAGCUCAUCGUUGGUGUUAACAAAAUGGAUUCCACCGAGCCACCUUACAGCCAGAAGAGAUACGAGGAAAUUGUCAAAGAAGUCAGCACAUACAUCAAGAAAAUUGGUUACAAUCCUGAUACAGUGGCUUUUGUGCCAAUUUCUGGCUGGAAUGGAGACAACAUGUUGGAGCCCAGCUCUAAUGUAAGUAAUAAUGCUCGUCAAGAAUUGUGAGACUGCAAUUCAUAUAAUUUUGGAAUUUGAAAAGAACAAUAAAUGUAAGGUUUUAAUAGUUGCUCAUCUGAUUUCUGCAGCAAUGAGGAAAUGAUGAUGAUAAUAAUAAUAAAUUAUUAUUUAUACCCGGCCCAUCUGGCUGGCAACACAUAUUUAACAAAAUCUACAUGCUCAAGUUCAAAACUUGUGCAAUAUUCUUGUCAAAAACUUUAUAUUCAGUUAUCACCAGAAAGUAACUAAAAACUGCUUAUAGAGCUUUCAUAGAAAAGUAACAUGUUGCAUUUCCCCCCCUUUCUGCAGAUGCCCUGGUUUAAGGGAUGGAAAGUGACCCGUAAGGAUGGCAACGCUAGCGGAACUACACUGCUGGAAGCUCUGGAUUCUAUCUUGCCACCAACUCGUCCAACUGACAAGCCACUGCGUCUGCCACUUCAGGAUGUCUACAAAAUUGGUGGUAUGUACUAUAAGAAUUUUAUAUUGUGUUAUCGGAGGGACUAGUGCCUACAAAGUAAAGCUUUCGUAUUAGGUAAUAAUUUAAUUGAACUUGCAUUUCAAAAAUGUAAAUGGCACUGGAAGUUUGUUUCAUUUCUGUACGUAGCUGUGCCAUCCCAUCCAUUUGACCUCCCCCACACGUGACACUGCUCCAUUCCUGUUUCUUUCUCUGCAGGUCAAGUAUACGUGUAAUGCCAUGAUUGUAAACUUUAUAUUUCUUUCCUUAAGGGAUUGGUACCGUUCCAGUUGGUCGUGUGGAAACUGGUAUCCUGAAACCAGGCAUGGUUGUAACAUUUGCCCCAGUUAAUGUUACAACUGAAGUAAAAUCUGUGGAGAUGCACCAUGAAGCUCUGAGUGAAGCUCUGCCUGGUGACAAUGUUGGCUUCAACGUAAAGAACGUGUCUGUUAAAGAUGUCCGUCGUGGUAAUGUUGCUGGUGACAGCAAAAAUGAUCCACCAAUGGAAGCUGCUGGGUUCACAGCACAGGUAUUUAGCAAUUCUUAAUUUGGUCAAUUUCAGCUUACAUACAGCUAGAUGGGAAUUAAACUUACUGUAUGCAGCUAGAUGUAGAUUUCUCUUCUUUGAACUAUUCCAUAGGUUAUCAUUUUGAAUCAUCCUGGCCAAAUUAGUGCUGGCUAUGCCCCUGUGCUGGAUUGCCACACUGCUCAUAUUGCCUGCAAGUUUGCUGAGCUGAAGGAGAAGAUUGAUCGUCGUUCUGGUAAGAAGCUGGAAGAUGGUCCCAAAUUCCUGAAAUCUGGAGAUGCUGCCAUCGUUGACAUGAUUCCAGGGAAGCCCAUGUGUGUGGAGAGCUUCUCUGACUAUCCUCCUCUGGGUAAGUAGCCAUUUUAGUUCUAACUUGUUUAUCAGGGCAGGGUUAGUUUUGGAGUAGCUGUUACUAAAUUUGUAUACCGUUCUAUACUCUUGGAUCAGUUCCAGAUAGCAAUGUGAUACAGCUACCUUUUUUCCCUUGAGAAUAUUAAUAGAAAACUCAAGUUAGCAUCUGAGUAAUUAUUUUUUGCACUUUGCUCAUCUUAAAUGGAAAAGUGCAUUUUCAUUUUAUAAUUGCCCAUAGGAUGUAGUGUCUUUCUUUGAAGGUUUCUUGGUUGUUAACUCUCUUCUUCACACCUAGGUCGCUUUGCUGUGCGUGAUAUGAGACAGACCGUUGCUGUUGGUGUCAUCAAGGCAGUCGACAAGAAAGCAGCUGGUGCUGGCAAGGUCACAAAGUCUGCCCAGAAAGCUCAGAAGGCUAAAUGA
Molecule: messenger RNA, 3000 nt
Organism: Podarcis lilfordi (Lilford's wall lizard)
Lineage: Eukaryota; Metazoa; Chordata; Lepidosauria; Squamata; Lacertidae
Source: the annotation of a GenBank genome assembly